Molecule: messenger RNA, 1243 nt
Organism: Impatiens glandulifera
Lineage: Eukaryota; Viridiplantae; Streptophyta; Magnoliopsida; Ericales; Balsaminaceae
Product: oxygen-evolving enhancer protein 1, chloroplastic
Exons: 2
Coding region: 84-1088 (334 amino acids)
Biological process (GO): photosystem II stabilization; photosystem II assembly
Cellular component (GO): photosystem II oxygen evolving complex
Molecular function (GO): oxygen evolving activity
Source: RefSeq, a predicted model, not a curated record
CACUCAUCACUCCUAUACCUCUCUCUCUAACUCUCACUCAUACAAACAAGAGAAGAAGAAGAAGAAAAAAACAGAGCUUAACAAUGGCUGCCUCACUACAAGCAGCUGCCACCCUUAUGCAGCCAUCCAAGGUUGCCUCCUUCCAGUCUCGAACCACCGCCGUCCCGCUCAGAAACUCUCAAACCCUCUCCAAGACCUUCGGACUCGAAUCUAGUUCGUCCAGAAUUACUCUUUCUCUCCAAUCCGAUCUCAAGGAAUUCACCCAAAAGUGCACUGAUGCUGCCAAGAUCGCCGGAUUCGCUCUCGCCACGUCAGCCCUCGUCGUUUCGGGAGCCGGAGCAGAAGGAGUACCGAAAAGACUAACAUUCGAUGAAAUUCAAAGCAAGACAUACCUAGAAGUAAAGGGAACAGGAACAGCUAACCAAUGUCCAACCAUUGAUGGAGGGGUCGAUUCAUUUUCCUUCAAAGCAGGCAAAUACCAAAUGAAGAAGUUCUGUUUAGAACCGACAUCUUUCACAGUCAAAGCCGAGGGAAUUGCUAAAAACUCCCCAGCAGAGUUUCAAAACACGAAGCUCAUGACCCGUUUGACCUACACCCUCGAUGAGAUCGAGGGUCCUCUCGAGGUCUCCCCCGAUGGAACCGUCAAGUUCGAGGAGAAAGAUGGGAUCGACUAUGCUGCAGUCACAGUUCAGCUUCCUGGUGGGGAACGAGUUCCAUUCUUGUUCACUGUCAAACAAUUAGUUGCAACCGGAAAACCAGAAAGCUUCGGAGGAGACUUUUUGGUGCCUUCGUACAGAGGUUCUUCAUUCUUGGACCCAAAGGGUAGGGGUGGUUCUACCGGUUAUGAUAAUGCGGUUGCUUUGCCUGCGGGAGGGAGAGGAGAUGAGGAGGAACUGAGUAAGGAGAAUGUGAAGAAUGUUGCAUCUUCAAAGGGAAAGAUUACUCUGAGUGUUACCAAGAGUAAGCCCGAGAGUGGAGAAGUAAUUGGUGUGUUUGAGAGCAUUCAACCUUCUGAUACUGAUUUGGGUGCUAAAGUUCCAAAGGAUGUCAAGAUUCAAGGUGUUUGGUAUGCUCAGAUUGAAUCAUAGAUUAUAAUUAUGUCAUCAUUCCCCUCCAAGUUUUAAUUUUGUGAUCAAAUCCAAUCCAAUCUUUAUAUUGACCUCCUUGGAGAAGUGAAUUGAAUGUAUUCUCAUUUUCAUUGUAUAAUAUCAAGUCUUGUCUUAAAAAACAACUACUAUCAUGA